This is a messenger RNA of Medicago truncatula (barrel medic), 492 nucleotides long. RefSeq names its product secreted RxLR effector protein 161-like. The record is from RefSeq and is a predicted model, not a curated record. The transcript is spliced from 2 exons. The coding region runs from base 1 to 492 and encodes 163 amino acids. NCBI's taxonomy places the organism in Eukaryota, Viridiplantae, Streptophyta, Magnoliopsida, Fabales, Fabaceae.
AUGACUUGUACUAGACCUGACAUAGCAUAUGCUGUUGGAAGGUUAAGUCGGUAUACUAGCAAUCCAAGUAAAGAACACCGGCACGCUGUGAAAAGAGUUUUAAAAUACUUAAAGGGAACAAUGAAUUAUUGUUUAACAUAUAGUGGAGACCCUUCUGUUUUGGAAGGAUACACAGAUGCUAUUUGGGUAACGUAUGUUGAAGAUCAUGCUUCCACAAGUGGAUGGAUCUUCAACCUUGGUGGAGGUGCAGUUUCUUGGGGUUCAAAGAAACAAACAUGCAUUGCCGACUCCACCAUGGCUGCAGAAUUUAUUGCAUUGGCUGCAGGGAGUAAAGAGGCAGAAUGGCUAAGAAAUUUAUUGUAUGACAUACCAGUUUGGCAAAAGCCAAUGGCGCAAAACAGAGAAGAAUCUUGCAGAUCCUUUGACGAAAGGUCUGACAAAGGAUAUGGUGUUGAAGACAUCAUUGGGGAUGGGACUCAAGCCCAUAUCUAA